AAAUGAUCCAAUGCCAUUGGUUGGUGGCAUCCGAAUGGGAGAUACACCAACAAAGUGGAGGACAUUUGUUUCGCUCCUUGAGCAAAUGUUUGCGUUGCUGGUUCUCCAAUGGCCGAGGAAAAGGAGGCAUGGAUGCUGCGAAUUUGCCGCGCAAUGCCUCAAGAGUGUUUGGCCCUUUGCAGGCCAUGGCGCUGCGCUGCUCUCAGCUGCAUCACGGACCUGAAGCUCUCAGCCGGCACACCCUUAGAGGUGGCUCUUUCCGUGGUAGCUCAGAGGCCACACCUGCUAAGCCUGGAUGCCUCCAAGUGCAGUGCCUUCCAUGGGGAUGAUGCAUUGCAGCAGCUCUCAGCUGUUUUACGAGGUGUUGGCCAUCCAAAGCCUCGCCCUUGGCUGCGGCCAGGUGAGGGCUUGCAGCGGCUUUGCUUGCCACUUGAUGCAGGUUUGACCCGUGCCUCGUGCCGCUGCCUUCAACGUCUUGGCUUGGAACGCUGGGCCUUCCACAGUCCACCCACGAGGGGCGCUGUGCUCGUAAGUCGACCACUCUUCCCUGGAGUCGAGCAGCCUGAGCUCAUCAGGUCAGUGAUCCUCUUGCUGCAACAUGACCGCCGUGGUUCUGUGGGCAUUCUGCUCAACAAGCAGUGCAAGUUGGAACUGGACCUUGGUCGCAACACUUCAGCUCCUGUGUUUUUUGGAGGUUCCAUGGGACACCGCGUUGCGCUGUUGCAUGCAUCCGAAGAGCUGAAGGGAGAGGAGAUUGCCAAAGGUGUUUUUCUGACGUAUCAGGAGGACAUCAUGGCACGUGCCAAGGAUUUGGUCAGGUGGAAACAGAUGAGCGCUAACGAGCUUUGCUGGAUCUACGGUUACUGUCAAUGGCAUGAAGGCGAGCUUGACGCGGAGGUCCUUGCUGGCCACAUUUAUUCGGUUGCUUGGAAAGCGCUUGCCUUUUGUGAUUCGGCCUUCUUGCAACCACCUUUGUCGGACAACCUUUGGCAGCAUCUUGCAAGCCUGCUCCUGUGAGUUUCCGAAGACCGGAACUUUAGGCGACGGUUUGGUUUCAACGUUUUUAGUCUUUAUAGGAUUUUUUAUUAGGAUUCCACCACCCAACUCAUUGACACAUUGAUAAC
Messenger RNA from Durusdinium trenchii, 1124 nucleotides. NCBI's taxonomy places the organism in Eukaryota, Dinophyceae, Suessiales, Symbiodiniaceae. The record is from the annotation of a GenBank genome assembly.